Molecule: messenger RNA, 3375 nt
Organism: Balaenoptera acutorostrata (minke whale)
Lineage: Eukaryota; Metazoa; Chordata; Mammalia; Artiodactyla; Balaenopteridae
Product: cytidine monophosphate-N-acetylneuraminic acid hydroxylase
Exons: 18
Coding region: 357-2090 (577 amino acids)
Molecular function (GO): 2 iron, 2 sulfur cluster binding
Source: RefSeq, a predicted model, not a curated record
CCGCCCUUUAAUGUAGAAAUUAGCAACGGGUUCUCCGUGUGGCUAUGCCUCCUCCUCCCUGCCUUGGUAGGAACCAGCAAACUCUUGCUGGGAGAGUCUGAUAAGCUUUAAAAGAGGUGGCAAGGAAAACCAGCUCCCUGUGGACGCUACCCAUAUGGAAAUAGGCCAAGACUGGAAACACCUUUAGGAAGACGGGUAUCCAAGCAAGCAUGUAUUAAGGACCUACUGUAACUGGCUUAUUGAGCAGUCUUGGUUUAUUGGGAGACACUAAUGCCUUGAGGGAGCGAAUGAGUCAUAGAAGCUGAAGAAGCAACUGCCGUUCUUCCAAAAUACCCAGAGAGAGGCAACGACAGACCAUGGGCAGCAUCGAACAAACAACUGAGAUCCUGUUGUGUCUCUCACCUGCUGAAGUUGCCAAUCUCAAGGAAGGAAUCAAUUUUGUUCGAAAUAAGAGCACUGGCAAAGAUUACAUCUUAUAUAAAAGUAAGAGCCACCUGCGAGCAUGCAAGAAUAUGUGCAAGCACCAAGGAGGCCUGUUCAUAAAAGAUAUCGAGGAUUUAGACGGAAGGUCUGUAAGAUGCACAAAACACAACUGGAAGUUGGAUGUGAGCACCAUGAAGUAUAUCAAUCCUCCAGGCAGCUUCUGUCAAGAUGAACUGGUUGUGGAAAAGAAUGAAGAAAAUGGACUUUUGUUUCUAGAACUGAAUCCUCCUAACCCCUGGGAUUCAGAGCCCAGAUCUCCUGAAGAUUUGGCUUUUGGGGAAGUGCAGAUAACAUACCUGACUCAUGCCUGCAUGGACCUCAAGCUGGGAGACAAGAGGAUGGUGUUUGACCCUUGGUUAAUCGGUCCUGCUUUUGCCCGGGGAUGGUGGUUACUACAUGAGCCUCCAUCUGACUGGCUGGAGAGGCUGUACCAAGCGGACCUAAUUUACAUCAGUCACAUGCACUCAGACCAUCUGAGUUACCCCACACUGAAGAAGGUUGCUGGAAGAAGACCAGAUAUUCCCAUUUAUGUCGGAAACACGGAAAGACCUGUCUUUUGGAAUCUGAAGCAGAGUGGUGUCCAGUUGACUAAUAUCAAUGUAGUGCCAUUUGGAAUAUGGCAGCAGGUAGACAAAAAUCUUCGAUUCAUGAUCUUGAUGGAUGGUGUUCAUCCUGAGAUGGACACUUGCAUUAUCGUGGAAUACAAAGGUCAUAAAAUACUCAAUACAGUGGAUUGCACCAGACCCAAUGGGGGAAGGCUGCCUAUGAAGGUUGAUCUAAUGAUGAGUGAUUUUGCCGGAGGGGCAUCAGGCUUUCCGAUGACUUUCAGUGGUGGAAAAUUUACUGAGGAAUGGAAAGCCCAAUUCAUUAAAACAGAAAGGAAGAAACUCCUGAACUACAAGGCUCGGCUGGUGAAGGACCUACAACCCCGAAUUUAUUGCCCUUUUGCUGGGUAUUUUGUGGAAUCUCACCCAUCAGACAAGUAUAUUAAGGAAACAAACAUCAAAAAUGACCCAAAUGAACUCAACAAUCUUAUCAAGAAAAAUUCUGAUGUGUUAACAUGGACCCCACGACCUGGAGCCACUCUUGAUCUGGGUAGGAUGCUAAAGGAUCCAACAGACAGCAAAGGCAUCAUAGAGCCUCCAGAGGGGACUAAAAUUUACAAGGAUUCCUGGGACUUCGGACCAUAUUUGAGAAUCUUGAAUGCUGCUGUAGGAGAUGAAAUAUUUCGUCACUCAUGCUGGAUAAAAGAAUACUUCACUUGGGCUGGAUUUAAGGAUUAUAACCUGGUGGUCAGGAUGAUUGAGACAGAUGAGGACUUCAGCCCUUUUCCUGGAGGAUAUGACUAUUUGGUUGACUUUCUAGAUUUAUCCUUUCCAAAAGAAAGACCAAGCCGGGAACAUCCGUAUGAGGAAAUUCGGAGCCGGGUUGAUGUCAUCAGACACGUGGUGAAGAAUGGUCUGCUCUGGGAUGACUUGUAUAUAGGAUUCCAAACCCGGCUGCAGCGGGAUCCUGACGUAUACCAUCAUCUGUUUUGGAACCAUUUUCAAAUAAAACUCCCCCUAACACCACCCAACUGGAAGUCCUUCCUGAUGUACUGCGGGUAGAGAGGACCUGAGAUUUCCCAGUUCACAGGGAUACCAAGCAACAUGAAAAAUUCAAGUAUUUGCUGAUGCUACAUCUUGAACAUAGACGCUUAUACCAAAGAGACCAUGCCUUAUUGACAUCAGCAGUGGAUAAUUACAUGUCGCAUUUGUGAAAUGUUCACAUAUCUUAACGUUUGUUGGAUCACUACAUAGCCAGAUUAUUAAUAUUUUACUUAUUCCGUCAAUAAUUUUUUAUAAAAGAACCAAUGAAUGCAAUAGGAACAACUUCUCUGUGGAAAAGAAAGAUAACAGGAGAUGUAAAUCCAAGCACAGAAGAAAUAGAACGGGCGGAGAAAAGGUUUCCUAGAAGACAGUGAAGAAAAAGGAAAGGGGUGGGGGAGCAGAAGUUAAGCUAGAAGAAGAGAAGAAAGAAGAGACAUAGAAAAAUGAGAGGCAAUAAGAAGAAAAUAGGGAAGAGAAAAAUUAAGAUGGAACUUAAAAAGGAGAAUGUAAAAACAGACAUUUUGCUCCUUAAUAGAUUGAUUCCCCAAACAGAGUCCAUGAAUCUAAUUGAGUAAGAAGUGUUCAUGAGCUGUUUUCAAUUUUUCAAAAAACUUUGUUGAAAUCAUCUGUUUACCAAAACAAGGCUGCAGAGGUUACCCUAAAAUGUAAUACUUCCGUUGGGACUGAAAGUAUUUUAAUUCGGUAACACAAUCUGUUAUUUAAUGUAAAUUAUAAAUUCUAACAAAUGGCGGUAUCUUUGACUAAAAAUAUGAACACUAGCUAGUGAUAAAAUGAGUUUUAUAGACAAUAAUUUUCAAAAUCGAUAGAAUAAUCAACAAUAAAGACCCAUAUCUUGAAAAAAUUAGGAAAUCCUCUUCUGAACAUUUGAAAAUGCUGUUGCAAUGGUUAAAAUAGGCAACUAAUUUACUUCUGCUGAUGUCUGUAGUUUUUGAUGAUAUUCCCAUGAUUAUCACAUUAUGCCUAGGAAUAUGUGAUUGUUAACUACAUUUCUAUUUUACAUAUUGCUGUUUCAAGUAACACAAACCCCUCAUUGAUCUGAACAUCAAAAUUGAUUUUCUGAUUAUGUAUACUACCUCUUUAAUUCUGAAGAUACAAGAAUCCAGUGAUGGAAUUUAUCUCCUUAAAUCUCUUGAUUAUCUAAUUCUCAUAAAGAUGAACACCAGUGAAGUUUGAUGGCUCUGGUUCACUUCACACAUUAUGCAUAUAUUUUGUGAUUUUGUGAUUUACAUUAUGCAUAUAUUUUAUAAAUUAUUUAACUAUCACCAAAAAAUAAAUGUAUAUC